This is a messenger RNA of Penicillium soppii, 1245 nucleotides long. Its product is annotated as glutathione S-transferase family protein. The record is from RefSeq and is a predicted model, not a curated record. The transcript is spliced from 3 exons. Gene Ontology annotation, biological process: mitochondrion organization. The coding region runs from base 1 to 1245 and encodes 414 amino acids. Gene Ontology annotation, cellular component: SAM complex. Lineage: Eukaryota; Fungi; Ascomycota; Eurotiomycetes; Eurotiales; Aspergillaceae.
AUGGUACUACAGCUGCAUGUAUGGGGCCCGGCCUUUGACCUGCCCUCAAUUGACGCACAAUGUCUUUCUGUCAUCGCAUACUGCUCCGAGGUUCUUCCCAAGGACUCGUGGGAGCUGGUCGCGACCAGCGAUCCCUCCGUGUCCCCAACCGGUGAACUCCCAGCUCUCCAAAAUGGAUCAGUCUGGGUAAGUCGAUUCCGCAAUAUUGUCGACUACCUCCGCCAAUGGUCAGAGGAAACAUGUCACCUGGAUCAAUUCUUGAACAACGUCCAACAUGCCGAUAGCGUGGCCUUCUCCUCCUUCAUCGAAUCCCGCGGCCAACCCCUCAUCGACCUCUCCCUCUACGUAACAAGCCAAAAUUACUACGCAAACACAUCCCCAGCCUACGGCGCCCUCCUCCAGUGGCCAAACCAAUGGAUCCUGCCCCCAAAGCUCCACGCCGCCGCAAAAGCCCGAACAGACCACCUAGGUCUCUCCUCCCUAGACCUCCAAGCAAUGGAAGACCAGCGCAAACGCGACCACUCAGCAGCAGUCGCAGCCGGCCAAAUCCCCGCAACCCUCAUCCAACAGCCCAAAGAAACAGUUUCCAAGCUCCUCGGCCGAACAGCAAAAUCAAACCACUUCCGCCUUGAGGCCCUAACAGCCGACUUCUUUGAACCCCUCGAAGCAAUGCUCGCUUCCAAACCAGUACUCCUCCCAGCUGACGACGAAAACUCCCCUUCCUCCCUCGACUGCCUCGCUAUCGGUUACCUCUCCCUGGCUCUCCACCCGGACCUGGCGUUCCCCUGGCUGCGCGAUGCAAUGCGCGCCAAGGCCCCCCGCCUCACGGCUUACACAGAGAGAAUGCGCUCUCGCGUGUUUGCCGCGCUGCCGUGCCGCGAGCCCGCGCGGAUAUCUGUUUCCGCCGUUGGCUCGACCCUGCUUAAUAUGUUGGCGGAUAAUACGCCUAUCCUGAGGGAGGUCAGGGCUAAUAGGAGGUUGAAGAGUGCUGCUCAAGCGGAUGAGAAUUUUAGUCCUAUACAGAAGCUUGCGCUUUUUGAUUAUGCUAGCACCAAGGAUAAAGAUAGAUGGGUAUCUAUUGCUUCAGUUGUUGCUGGAGGUGUGGCUUUGGUUGGGUAUAUGGUUCAUGUGGGAUUGAUCUCUUUUUCCGGGCGUGUGGAAGAAGACGAGCAGGAAUUGGAGCAAGAGUUUGAACCUGCAGAGGUUCUUCAUUUGCCGGCUGCUGACUUCUUGAGUGCAUUGUAG